GCAAAGGAUCCUCAUCUGCCGAGUUUUAUCGAACAUUUGUUCCGCAACACUCAAGCUCAACUACGUCAUUACCAUCGCCUCCUGUACGAGCGAAGAUAAACACGCCAGCAAAUAUACGCCUCAGUACUAUGGCACCUCACAGUCUCCUGGACGGCCACGAUGAUAGCCCGGCCAGCAAUGGCCAUCUUGAUGACAGCAAUGCGGUUCAAGAGCACAUACCUAGCCUUUCGGAGAAUCAGUCGCAUCUGAAAAGGUCGUCGUCAUCGGAGGACGUCCAUGAUCUUUUAUGUGUUGGAUUUGGUCCGGCCAGUCUUGCAAUUGCGGUUGCACUUCAUGAUUCUAUCGAGAAGGGAAAGCUCUCGAAGCAAAGGACCAAGUCCUCACCGAACGUCCUAUUUCUGGAGAAGCAACCACGAUUUGCGUGGCAUGCCGGGAUGCUACUACCCGGUGCAAAGAUGCAGAUAUCCUUCAUCAAGGAUAUGGCAAGCUUGAGGGAUCCCACUUCCCAAUUCACCUUCUUGAACUACCUUCACAAGAAUGGGCGGCUCGUCGAAUUUACUAACUUGAACACGUUUUUGCCCGCUCGGGCCGAGUACGAGGAUUACCUCCGAUGGUGUGCCAGCUUCUUCGAUGAUGUCGUCCAGUACAACACGGAAGUCGUCUCCGUCUCACCAGUGAAGGCCCCAGACUCAGUGGGACCAGUGUCUAUCUUUGCUGUUACAUCUAGGAAUACGAAGACGGGUGCCUUAACAACGCGUCGGGCUAAGAACGUCCUGUUAGCCAUCGGUGGGCAGCCAUCCAUCCCGAAGUGUCUACCGUCGAACCAUCCCCAAGUCGUACACUCUUCUCAGUAUGCCCACCUUGUGCCAAAGAUUUUGAAUAAGCCAAAUUACCCGUACCGGGUGGCCGUCGUCGGAGCCGGACAGAGCGCGGCUGAAAUCUUCAACAACAUUCACACCCUUUAUCCCAAUUCGCGGACGUCGCUGAUCAUGCGUUCUGAGUUUUUGAAGCCCAGCGACGAUUCACCAUUUGUCAACUCAAUCUUCAAUCCAUCGUUUGUGGAUUCCUUGUAUCGAAGAUCUACCGACAAUAGACGUUCUCUCCUGGAGGAUGCUCGAACCACCAACUAUGGUGUCGUUCGGCUAGAACUUAUUGAGCGUCUAUACGAGCGAAUGUACGAGCAGAGACGCGAGCUCGGCAGUGAUGAGCGAAAAUGGCCCCAUCGUAUUUUGGGCACCACUGAGGUAGUCGGUGUUGAUGUGACCUCGGAUCAGUUACGGCUAUCAAUUCGCCCACUUAGCAUCGCAGAGAAUACUAGUAAUGGCUCUGGCCAGAAUGGCCUAGGUAACGGUGUGGCGGAGGAUGAGGUCUUAGAAGUGGACCUCAUCAUCGCAGCAACGGGCUAUCAACGACAAAGUCACCUAUCGAUGAUAAGAGACGUGGCCGAGUUACUACCCGAAGUCUCUCAGACUAAUGGGUCUCAGCCAAAGAAAGAAAUUAGAUCCAAGUUCUCAGAAGCUCAGAUUGAUAAUCGGGUUGUCCGAGUUUCACGAGAUUAUAGUGUGCAAUUUGCUUCGGGCAAAGUAUCCGAAGGGUCCGGUGUAUGGCUUCAAGGUUGCUGUGAAGGAACACAUGGGUUAAGCGAUACUCUGUUGUCAGUUUUGGCAACACGAUCUGGAGAAAUUGUCAACUCAAUAUUCUGCAAGGAGUCUUAGGAAGGCGAAUAGGUUUUAGGUACCUAUGUUGUACCACUAGGUACCCAGGUAGGUAUAUAUUUAUUCUCUUGUCAUUGUAUGGUGUACUAUCUGUCGCUGUUGCAUUAUAUACCAGAUAGAUGUUGAUGAUUCGCACAUAAAAUGUAUCAAAGAGGUGGGCUGCGAGAGGUUAUGAAGCAUUACGUUUCAGCU
Messenger RNA from Hypoxylon fragiforme, 1907 nucleotides. RefSeq names its product L-lysine 6-monooxygenase (NADPH-requiring)-domain-containing protein. The transcript has 3 exons. The record is from RefSeq and is a predicted model, not a curated record. Lineage: Eukaryota; Fungi; Ascomycota; Sordariomycetes; Xylariales; Hypoxylaceae. Gene Ontology annotation, biological process: intracellular iron ion homeostasis. The coding region runs from base 129 to 1715 and encodes 528 amino acids.